AUGUCAUCGACCGAGACAGGACCUGAUCAAGGCUCUAUCCCAACUAGUCAAGAUGCUACCUCAACCGGACAUUUGAAAUCAUGGCAAGUGAAGAUUCCACGUACCUACGCGGAAGCGAUGGCAUCUCCACAUAAGAAAGAAUGGCUUGGUGCGAUGCAGGUGCAGAUCAAGAAGCUUCAUACCGCAAAUGCAUUCGAAUACAUUGAUCGUCCACCAUCUGGAGCUACCAUUCUACCCGGCAAAUGGGUGUUCGAUCUCAAGAUCGAUAAGAACAACACUGUUCUGGAAUUCAGAGCCCGAUGGGUCAUCUGUGGAAACCGUCAACGCCCCGGAUUCGACUUCGACGAGAACUACGCGCCAGUUGCAAGAGCAGAGACGAUGAGACUCUUCUUAAGCGUCGUAUCUAUCAAGAAUAUGAUCCUCGAACAAGUGGAUUAUACGGCAGCCUAUCUCAAUGCAGCAAUUGACAACCGAGCGAUCUUCAUGAAACAACCGACAGGCUUCGAAGAAGGAGACAAAGUCUGUAUUCUUUUACAAGCCCUUUAUGGCCUUCGACAAGCUGGUCAUCUGUGGUACAAAACCAUUGCCACAGCAUUGAAAGAGAUGGGAUUCCAACCGCUUGAAGAUGAGCCCUGCAUUAUGAUCCACAAGGAGAGAAACGUCUGGAUCUUGCUCUAUGUUGACGACACAUUGAUCGCUGCAUCUGACGAAGAAGGAAUUGCUUGGUUCAAAAGCAAGAUCCCAUUCAAAUACCGAGAUCUCGGCAAGCCAGAUCGCUUUCUGGGUAGUAGCCUCUCUCGUGGUAGACAUGGCAUAUUCCUCAGCCAAAGUGCAUAUGCAGAAGAAAUCAUCGUCAAAGCUGGCUUGCAAACUGCAGCUGCCGUCUAUCUCCCAAUGAAGACGACAUACAAAUCACCAGCAAUAACCAAUUCGAAAAACGACAAGGAUGUACGGAGAGAUGACAACGAUCUCCAGGAAGAUCAACCUUCAAUCUCAACUACAGAAGCAAAAGCAUACGUUGAAGACAUCGGCAAGCUAGGAUGGUUGACAGACAAGUCUCGCCCAGAUAUCGCCCUCGCAGUCAACAAGCUUCAACGACGAGCAUCAGCACCAAGACAGGAGGAUGUCGAGGCAUUAAAACAACUGAAUCGUUAUAUGAAAGGAACGAUGCACCUCGGUAUCUUACUAGGUGGAAAACCAGAGGAAGGCUUGUAUGGCUAUGUCGAUGCUUCAUAUCAAGAUUGUGAAGACGGUAAGAGCACGGAGGCGUUUAUCUUCUAUUACGCCGGUGGCCCAAUCAGCUGGUCAUCUCGGAAAGAAGAGAUCGUCGCGAGAAGCAGCACUGCCGCCGAGUACGUCGCUUUUGAUGCCGCGAUCAGGGAGUGCAUGUGGUUGUUAAAGAUCCUACACCAAAUGGGGAUCGAACAGACACUUCCAAUCACACUAUACACCGACAGUGAUAACGCGGUGUCGAUCAUGAAGAAAGAUAACUACGCAAAGGGGACGAAAUGGAUUGACGCAAGAUACCACUUUGUACGACAUGCAGUCAGAGAAGGCAUCGUUCGACUGGAACUAAUCGCAAGCGCCAACAACAUUGCGGAUACCCUCACCAAACCACUCGCGAAGGAGCUCUUCGAACCAAUGAGAGCAAGGAUGAUGGCGAAAUCAGCCAAUGACAACGACGUUGAACGAUGA
Penicillium samsonianum is the source of this 1695-nucleotide messenger RNA. RefSeq names its product Ty1/Copia family ribonuclease HI. Bases 1 to 1695 code for a protein of 564 amino acids. The record is from RefSeq and is a predicted model, not a curated record. Lineage: Eukaryota; Fungi; Ascomycota; Eurotiomycetes; Eurotiales; Aspergillaceae. The transcript has a single exon. Gene Ontology annotation, molecular function: nucleic acid binding.